This is a messenger RNA of Opisthorchis viverrini, 4151 nucleotides long. RefSeq lists its product as hypothetical. The record is from RefSeq and is a predicted model, not a curated record. The coding region runs from base 26 to 3169 and encodes 1047 amino acids. NCBI's taxonomy places the organism in Eukaryota, Metazoa, Platyhelminthes, Trematoda, Opisthorchiida, Opisthorchiidae. Gene Ontology annotation, molecular function: dynein light intermediate chain binding; minus-end-directed microtubule motor activity; dynein intermediate chain binding. Gene Ontology annotation, cellular component: dynein complex. The transcript has 8 exons. Gene Ontology annotation, biological process: microtubule-based movement.
UAGUAAUGCACGCCGAUGGCCUCUGAUGAUUGAUCCGACGAGUCAAGCGAACAGAUGGGUGAAGAAUAUGGAGAAGAAGAACAAUUUGCAAGUGAUCAAAUUCACGGACAGUGAUUUUGUACGAACUCUGGAGAACUGUAUACAAUUUGGCACUCCAGUUUUGCUGGAGGGCGUUGGCGAGGAGCUGGAUCCAAUCCUGGAACCGUUGCUCUUGAAACAGACGUUCAAACAAGGUGGUGCGUUGUGCAUCAAAUUGGGUGAUUCGGUGGUUGAAUACUCGAAUGAGUUUCGUUUCUAUAUGACUACAAAACUGAGAAAUCCUCAUUACCUACCCGAAACGGCUGUCAAAGUGACGCUCAUGAAUUUCAUGAUAACACAGGAAGGCUUACAAGAUCAGCUGUUAGGCAUUGUGGUUGCCCGAGAACGACCAGAGUUGGAAGACGAGAAGAACAAAUUAAUUCUUCAAGGGGCUGCGAAUAAGAAGAAACUAAAGGAAUUGGAGGAUCAAAUUCUCGGUGUGCUCUCUGCGUCCGAAGGCAAUAUUCUGGAAGAUGAGAGUGCCAUCAAAGUGCUAAAUUCCUCCAAAGAAUUAUCCAAUGAAAUAGCCGAAAAGCAGGCCUACUUCGAGGAGACCGAACAGAAAAUCGAUGCAGCUCGAUUAGGCUAUGUACCUAUUGCCGUGCAUUCGACAAUCCUAUUCUUUUCCAUAGCAGAUUUGGCCAAUAUCGACCCGAUGUAUCAGUACUCGCUUACCUGGUUCAUCAACCUUUUCAUUAUGGGUAUCGAUAAUUCCGAGAAAUCGGAGGACUUGGAUCAACGCCUGGCAAAUCUGCGAACGUACCUGACUUAUUCCUUGUACUGCAAUGUAUGUCGCUCUCUGUUUGAAAAGGACAAACUGCUGUUCUCCUUUCUGCUCGCGGUCAAUAUGAGCAGGCAUCGAGGAGAGUUGAAUGAACAGGAAUGGCGCUUUCUGCUAACUGGUGGUGUCGGAUUGGACAAUCCACACACGAACCCGGCUGAGUGGCUCCAGCCAAAGAGUUGGGAUGAACUGUGCCGAUUGGAAGAGGUGACCGUAUUCGGCGGAAUCCGUGAUCAUUUUAGAAAGAAUUUGGCCGCCUGGAAGUUAAUUUAUGACAGCGGAACCCCUCACCGCGAACCCCUGCCCAAAGGACUGGAACAUGUGAAAACUAAGCUACAGUUCAUGUGUCUUUUGAGAAUACUUAGACCCGAUAAAAUUGUUCCUGCAAUUCAAGAUUAUGUUGUCGAAAAUUUGGGCAAAACGUACAUUGAGCCACCGCCUUUUGAUCUGCCAGGAUCGUUUGCUGACUCAGCUUGCACCGUUCCCUUGCUUUUUGUCCUGUCUCCCGGUGCUGACCCAAUGGUUGCCUUGUUGAAAUUCGCCGAUGAUAUGGGAUUCGGUGGGAACAAGUUCGAAUCGUUAUCUUUGGGACAAGGUCAGGGACCGAUUGCCCUACGAAUGAUUGAGCGUGGUGUGAAGGAAGGCACAUGGGUGCUACUUCAAAACUGUCAUUUAGCCCCGAGCUGGAUGGAUAUGCUUGAGAAGACAGUUGAAGAUUUGAAUCCGGACACAACACAUCCAGAUUUCCGUCUCUGGUUAACCAGCUAUCCGAGCAAAGAUUUUCCAGUUGCCAUACUGCAAAACGGAGUGAAAAUGACCAACGAACCUCCCAAAGGGUUGCGAUUCAAUCUGUGGCGUUCCUAUCUGAGUGAUCCCAUCUCAGAUCCGGAAUUUUUCCAAUCCUGUCCAAACGAACAUGCAUGGCGAAAAUUGCUAUUUGGUCUCGUGUUCUUCCAUGCGAUUGUUCAGGAACGGCGUAAAUUUGGCCCACUUGGGUGGAAUAGACCAUAUGAAUUCAACGAAACAGAUUUACGCAUUUCCGUGCAGCAGCUAUACAUAUUUUUGGAACAGUACAGAGAGGUUCAAUACGAAGCACUACGCUACCUGACCGGAGAGUGUAACUACGGUGGUCGUGUGACGGACGAGUGGGAUCGUCGAACAUUGAAGACUGUACUGCAGAAAUUCUACUGUCCAGCUGCAGUGGAUGAGAAAGAAUAUAAGCUUGAUCCAAGUGGAACUUACCACAUUCCAGAGGAUAUGCAUUUAAUUAGAAUAUUGUUCACUCCCUACCAUCCACAGUACGAGGGCUACAUUGACUACAUCAAGUCGCUGCCGCUCAACCCGGAUCCUGGCGUCUUCGGGAUGCACGAGAAUGCAGACAUCACAAAGGACCAACAGGAAACCAACCUCAUGUUCUCCAGCAUUCUUCUAACUCAGACCAAAGGAAGCUCCACCACUGGCAAGUCCGUGGAUGAGAUCGUUGACGAGGUGGCUGCCGAUGUCCUAUCCAGACUCCCGGAGAAUUUCGAUACCGAGAUGGUAUUACGCAAAUAUCCGACACGGUACGAACAGAGCAUGAACACAGUACUCGUACAGGAGAUGGUGCGAUUCAAUGUGCUACUCAGUAUCAUCCGUUCCAGCCUGUCGGACAUUCGACUAGCCAUCAAGGGUCUGGUUGUCAUGUCAUCCGACUUGGAGGCGGUUGUUGAGGCGAUGUUGGCCUCGCGUAUCCCAGAAAUGUGGAUGUCCAAGUCCUAUCCAUCACUGAAACCACUCGGGUCAUAUAUCAAUGAUUUUCUGGCGCGGCUGAAGUUUUUGCAGGACUGGUACGAAAAUGGGGCGCCAUCUGUGUUUUGGAUGUCCGGAUUUUUCUUCACUCAAGCUUUCCUUACUGGAGUUCAACAAAAUUAUGCAAGGAAACACACCAUUCCAAUCGAUCUGUUAUCAUUCGAAUUCGAAAUACUGGACGAUAGAAAGUAUGAUGUAGCUCCAGACGAAGGAGCCUUCGUGAGCGGACUUUUUGUUGACGGAGCUCGAUGGGAUCGAAAGACGAAAAAGCUUGCGGAAUCAUUGCCCAAAAUUUUACAAGAUCCAAUGCCCCCGAUCUGGCUAAUCCCAAUGAAGAAGAGCGAUAUCCAGCCCCGACCGUGUUACACAGCCCCGGUAUAUAAGACAAGCGAGCGGCGUGGUGUGCUGUCCACAACCGGCCACUCGACCAACUUCGUGUUGCCAAUGCUACUUACCUCAGAUCAACCGGAGAGUCACUGGAUUAUGCGUGGCGUCGCGUUGCUGUGCCAACUGGACGAUUAGAUGCACCAUAUUACAGGCCGUUCUUCGACAAACAAAGGUGAUGGUUCUUCAUCUUAUCGGAUUGGCGCUGAUGAAUGGCCUACUCUUUUUUGUAACAUGUCAUCAGAUCCACUCAACUUAACGCGCCCAAAGUCAUCACUGAAAAACAACCAUAUCCGACUUCUUGUCAAAGUAGAAACGACACCAAAUGUUUUACCUAAUCUUCUUGCUACCGCUAAUAACUCCUACUGGCGUUGUUCUAGCAAACACCCUUUUCCUGAGAGAGAGAGAGGAAGGAAAAUAUAGCGAUUCAAUUUCACCAGCAAACGUAUAGUUAUUCUUGUCUGUCUGCCCCGGGAGAGAACAACGGGGAGGGUGGAAGGAGUUGCGAAACAAUCCGAACUGUACAACUGUACACGCGCAAAAUAGUGGCAGGGGUGUAACGCAAAACAUGAGAAUGCACAGGGUUCGAUGCGUCUUGGUGCAAGCAAGAAGAACUGGCCAAAAAAGAAGUUAGAAAAGUCAAAAACAUAGGUGUUGGUGAGAUCCUCCAUCACAGAGACAAUUAGUUUCUAAGCCGUUACUUUAGACGCGUGGGCUGCACGUGGAAGCGCAUCCAGGCCGUUGUAGAUUUGGGCGGGCAUAACUGGUAGACCAGAAGCUGCACCAUCGGACGAAACAAAUCCGACAAAUUCCGGAAACACUCGGGAGAUUUCUUCACGUUCCUGAUUGCUUAGUUCACGGUUUUCAGGAUAUGCGACGUCAAAUGUAACGUACAAAGAUCCGCGAACACGCGGAUUCUCGUAGUUGGGCAUUCCUUCGCCGGGCUUAUGGAUGAUGGUGCCAGGAGGCGUCACUUUGUCGCUUUUCAGGAUCACCUACAAUGGGAGUUGGGCAAGGGAUAGGGGUUGGAUGAAAGAAGCGCUGUACCCAGUGGCUGAAUAGAAAGGGUGGAAUUAUGACUGGUCAUCGGUGUCAUGGUAGCGAUUCAGCAAUAGUGUAC